Sinocyclocheilus grahami is the source of this 3271-nucleotide messenger RNA. RefSeq names its product E3 ubiquitin-protein ligase MARCH6 (gene marchf6). The coding region runs from base 254 to 2989 and encodes 911 amino acids. The transcript is spliced from 26 exons. Gene Ontology annotation, biological process: ERAD pathway. Gene Ontology annotation, cellular component: endoplasmic reticulum membrane. Lineage: Eukaryota; Metazoa; Chordata; Actinopteri; Cypriniformes; Cyprinidae. Gene Ontology annotation, molecular function: zinc ion binding. The record is from RefSeq and is a predicted model, not a curated record.
CUGCCGUAAAGCGAUACCGUAGCAGCACGUUCAGAACCAAAGGCCACAAACAUGUUUAGCCGAGCAGGAAUAUAGUCGACCAACAAGUAGCUUGAUCAGCGCUAUCUGUGAGCACUACACGGAAAAAGGGGUUAUGCGGCGUUCAUGCUUGGAUCAUGUUGUAUUGUAGCGUUGUUGUGAGCUGAUAUUGUGUUUUGUUCCGCGGUGUGUGUUAUGUGUUGACUGUAAAGAGGACAGUGCGUCACCGUACAAGAUGGACACUGCCGAAGAAGCUGAUAUAUGUAGGGUGUGUCGAUCUGAGGGAACUCAGGACAAACCCCUCUACCAUCCCUGCGUGUGUACUGGAAGUAUUAAGUUCAUCCACCAAGAAUGCUUGGUGCAGUGGCUUAAACACAGCAGAAAAGAGUACUGCGAAUUAUGCAAGCACAGAUUUGCUUUCACGCCAAUUUACUCUCCAGACAUGCCUUCACGGCUCCCAGUGCAGGACAUUUUCGCAGGACUGGUCACUAGUAUAGGCACGGCGAUCCGAUACUGGUUUCAUUACACGCUUGUUGCCUUCGCUUGGCUGGGGGUUGUACCUCUAACAGCAUGUCGCAUCUAUAAGUGUCUGUUUACUGGAUCCGUAAGCUCUCUCCUGACUCUGCCGUUAGACAUGCUCUCCACGGAGAACUUGCUGGCCGACUGCCUGCAGGGCUGCUUUGUGGUGACCUGCACCCUCUGCGCCUUCAUCAGUCUGGUGUGGCUGCGGGAGCAGAUUGUUCAUGGUGGAGCCCCGUUAUGGUUGGAGCAGAACCAGCAGCAACCUGCUAAUGCAGCAGGACCACCUAAUGAGGCUGCUGGCCAGGGUAAUGGGGGUGCUGAAAACCAGCCUAUGCCCGCACCGGCUGAACCUCCAGCAGAAAACGCUGCAGCGGCUGAAGCUCCUGACCUCCCCGCUGACCCUGCGGAAGAGAUGGAGCUAGAUAAUGAAGAUGAGGAGGAUGGAGGAGCCGAAGAUGUGGCGGAUGCCAACAAUGGAGCACAGGAUGAUAUGAACUGGAAUGCUCUGGAAUGGGAUCGUGCAGCUGAAGAGCUCACUUGGGAAAGGAUGCUUGGGCUUGAUGGGUCCUUGGUUUUUCUGGAACAUGUGUUCUGGGUGGUCUCACUCAACACACUCUUCAUCCUGGUGUUUGCUUUCUGUCCCUACCAUAUUGGCCACUUCUCAGUGGUUGGACUUGGUUUUGAAGAAUAUGUUCGUGCCUCGCACUUUGAGGGACUCGUCACUACUGUAGUUGGAUAUGUCCUUUUAGCCAUCACACUCAUCGUGUGCCAUGGAUUAGCAGCACUGGUGAGAUUUCAAAGAUCACGCCGCUUGUUAGGAGUCUGCUACAUUGUCGUAAAGGUGUCUCUUCUAGUAGUUGUAGAGAUUGGCGUGUUCCCCCUCAUCUGCGGCUGGUGGCUUGAUAUCUGCUCUCUGGAAAUGUUUGAUGCCUCUUUGAAAGACAGAGAGUUGAGUUUUGAGUCAGCCCCAGGGACCACCAUGUUCCUUCAUUGGCUGGUGGGGAUGGUCUAUGUCUUCUAUUUUGCCUCUUUCAUUCUUCUACUCAGAGAGGUUCUAAGGCCUGGAGUCUUGUGGUUUCUCAGAAAUCUGAACGAUCCAGAUUUCAACCCAGUGCAGGAAAUGAUACACCUACCAAUAUAUAGACACUUGAGACGAUUCAUAUUAUCAGUGGUUGUAUUUGGCUCAAUCGUUCUUCUCAUGUUGUGGCUUCCUAUCCGGAUAAUCAAACACAUCUUCCCUUCAUUUCUUCCCUACAAUGUGAUGCUUUACAGCGACGCUCCAGUGAGUGAGCUGUCUCUGGAGUUGCUUUUGUUGCAAGUUGUUCUUCCUGCUCUGUUGGAACAGGGACAUACACGGCAGUGGCUCAAAGGUCUGGUGCGAGCGUGGACCGUGACCGCUGGCUACUUGCUAGACUUGCACUCUUACUUGCUGGGAGACCAGGAAGACAAUGAGAACAACGGCAACCAGCAAGCCAACAACAACAACCAGCAGGCCCGAAAUAACGCCAUUCCUGUGGUGGGAGAAGGGCUGCACGCUGCCCACCAGGCCAUACUGCAGCAGGGGGGCCCAGUGGGCUUUCAGCCCUAUCACCGGCCCAUAAAAUUCCCUCUAAGGAUUGUGUUGCUGAUAUUGUUCAUGUGUGUGACGCUGCUUUUGGCCAGUUUGGUGUGUCUCACAUUACCAGUGUUCACUGGACGCUGGCUGAUGUCCUUCUGGACAGGCAGUGCUAAGAUCCAUGAGCUGUACACUGCAGCGUGUGGGCUGUAUGUGUGCUGGCUCUCCAUCAGAGCGAUCACAGUGCUGCUGGCCUGGAUGCCUCAGGGGCGGAGAGUCAUCCUGCUCAAGGUUCAGGAGUGGACCCUCAUGAUUUUGAAGACACUGAUUGUGGCUGUGCUGUUGGCUGGAGUGAUCCCUCUGCUCUUGGGACUGCUGUUUGAGCUGGUGAUUGUAGCUCCUCUCAGAGUGCCGCUGGAUCAGACGCCGCUGUUCUACCCCUGGCAGGACUGGGCUUUAGGAGUGCUGCAUGCCAAAAUCAUUGCUGCCAUCACCCUCAUGGGUCCCCAGUGGUGGUUGAAGACCGUUAUUGAGCAGGUGUAUGCCAAUGGAAUCAGGAACAUUGACCUUCAUUUCAUCAUCAGGAAGCUUGCGGCCCCAGUCAUUGCUGUACUGCUGCUUUCUCUCUGCAUCCCCUAUGUGAUUGCUGUAGGCAUCGUCCCCCUUCUAGGGGUCACUAUGGAGAUGCAGAAUCUGGUGCAGAGGAGAAUCUACCCCUUCCUUCUGAUGGUAGUGGUACUGAUGGGUAUCCUCUUUUUCCAAAUCCGACAAUUCAAGCGCCUUUAUGAGCACAUCAAGAAUGACAAGUACCUUGUUGGACAGAGACUUGUGAACUAUGAACGAAAAGCUGGCAAGCCCAGCACUACCACACACAGCAGUUCAGUGCAGGAGUAAAGAGCUUGGGAUUGCUUUGGAGUCACUGUUUUUGUGUGCGAGUGAGCGAGCAUGUGUGCGCAUGCGCGAAUGACUGAACAACCUUCCUCUCCUGCUCCCUCUGUGUGCGUCCGUACAUUCAGCAUGUCCACUAAGACUCAAAAAACUGACCUCUGGCCUCUCUGACCCUGCCAGCAAAAAGGGGCAAAAGUGUUGUGUACAUGAACGGGGUGAAAGAGAGAAUCCCUACAGCCUGCCAACCGUGGAUUAAAAAGAAUGUUUCACUCCUAAAAAGAAAAAAAA